Molecule: messenger RNA, 2367 nt
Organism: Camellia sinensis
Lineage: Eukaryota; Viridiplantae; Streptophyta; Magnoliopsida; Ericales; Theaceae
Source: RefSeq, a predicted model, not a curated record
AUUUGGGGGGGAAAAAAAGUUUUGAGAAGUUAAGUUUUAAAUUGAAAAUUUAGGGUUUUUAAUUGGGGGUUUUGAUCGAAAAAUUAUGAUUUUGUUGCCAUUGACAAUUUUUCAGGUAAUUUUGAUUUUUGCUUCUAAUGGCUCCUAUUUUACUUUGACCAUUCUUUUUGUUCAAGAUUUUUGCUAGGUUUUUGUUGGAUAGAAAAUUCGUAUCAGAUCAUACGUCUUUUUAUUUAAAUUAAGGAACAUCACGGGAUUCACAUGGCUUUCUAGUUUUUGAGCAAUAUAAAUAAAUUACGAAUUGAGUCAGCAGAUCCUACAGAAGAUGCUCCUGAAAUGCAUCAUGUGGAAGGGGCAUUUGUUGAAACAUUAUUACCAAAGGCUAAAUCUCCACCUCAAGAUGCUUUACUAAAACUGGAAACAGAGCAAACUUUCACUGAACUAUCUCAAGAGAGCUCCAUGUUUGUUUUUAAGCUGGGUUUAGUUAAGCUCCAAUGCUGCCUCUUGAUGAAUGGGCUUGUUGUUGAUGCUAAUGAGUGAUUACACAAGGGUAGUUCCAACAGGAGCGGAAAUUUGUUGAGCAAAUUUCACUUUUCUUGAAACUAGUCAUUUGUUUUUCAUUCAAAAUCAUGGCGAGCGACGCUUCUGAAAGUAUCACUUUGAAGAUCCUUGUGGAGAAAGAGAAAAACCGAGUUGUUUUUGCUGAGUCAAAUGAGGAUUUUGUCGACAUUAUAUUCAGCUUCAUGACAUUACCUAUUGGAACUAUUGUUGAACUCCUUCGUGAGCACUUAUUAAAGGGGGAGAUUGGUUGCUUGAACAACUUAUAUGAAAGUGUCGAAAAUCUUGAUGAGAAAUAUCUAAGAAGUGAGCACAAGGAGAUGCUACUUCAUCCUCGAAGUGCAGCUGAAAUAUACCAUAGGAACCUAAAACUAAAUUUGAUUGAAAGCAAUAGCAGGAGCAAAUAUUAUGUUUGUCGCAAUUUUGAUUGUAAUGUUCUCAACUAUUACCAAACUUCAUGUUGCCGCUGUGGAAUACCCUUAAAACUUGAGGUAAAUCUGUCAAAUCCGGUUUCUCAAGAUGGAGGGGUGUUUGUAAAACCAACUGCCCGCUUUAUGAUAUCGGAUGACUUUAAAGUAUUGCCUCUGUCCACCAUGGCUGGCUUAUCUUUGCUCAGCAAUUUCGGAACAAUGGAUGAUAGCAAAAUAGAGGAGAGAACAGUGAACCUAGGAAAGAAAGAGGUUCUGAAAUUGCUGAAGUGUUCAUUAACAUCAAGGACACCCCUGUCUGACACCAUUAUGGAACCACCCAUCAGUAAGACUAGUUUAACGGUUCGCCGUGGAAAAUAUGGACCGAGGAGUACACGUCGAUCUCAAAGAAUUAAGGACACCGAAAAUGUGGAUACAAAGAUAGACUUGAAGCUUAUCAUCAACAAAUCUAACAAUAGGGCAUUGUAUGCAGAAGUUGAAGAAAAUUUUGUUGAUGUCCUAUGUAGUUUCCUUGCAUUUCCAAUCGGUUAUGUCUUUAAAGAGUUUUCGUCUUUGUCCUUCAAGGGAUGCAUGGGUAACUUAUUCAAGAGCAUCCAAGAUACCAACAUCAAUAAGUUUUUCAAAUCUGAGGAGAUGAAGGGUAUUGUAGUCAAUCCAAAAGUAGCCCCAGGUCUUGCUGGUGGCAACAAACUAGUUGGCAUUGAGGAAGCUUUUAACCCGUCAUUCUCAACUCUUUCUUCCUUGUUUACAACGAAAUGCUUUGAUUUGAAUUCAAACUCCCUUAUCAAGGAAGCAAAAAUUGGCGGUGGAUUUAUGAAGGGGCCAUCCAUGUUCAUGGUGACAGAUAAUUUGUCCAUAACACCUUUAUCUCCGAUCUCAGGCAUAUCUCUUAUCAACAGAUUAAAGGUACCCCUCAGUGACGUUGAGGAAUUGGAGGUGACCAUGGGUGAGGAGGAGACUUUGCGUCUAUUGGUGGCUUCUUUGGUAUCAAGAUCAGCUUUGACAGAUGCUUUCAUUAUUAAGGAGACGAAGCAAGAACCAUUAGGUAACAUCUUCAUCUCUAUGCUUGAAGAAAGGAAGAAACUCUAAUGAUGCUGAAAUGAUCCCUACAUGAUGUGAGUUUUGUGAAAGCUUGGAGCAUGUUUGAAAACCCAAUUUGCUGUGUGUUGUUGUGACCUUGUAUAUGUGUAAUGGAUGUAAUCUUGUUUUGCAUCUUUGACGAUCACUGUUGUUUAUUUGAGGUCUAAGGAUGUUAAGACUUGUGUUUACGUAUCUAAUGUGGUGCCAUAAAUAUUUGUAUAUAUUUGCUCUGAUGGAGGGUUGUGAUCGGACAAUUUGUAUUUCUUUUAUUAUAUAAUUAUGACUAUUGCCCACAGCUCAA